Daphnia pulex (common water flea) is the source of this 1677-nucleotide messenger RNA. RefSeq lists its product as uncharacterized. The transcript is spliced from 3 exons. The record is from RefSeq and is a predicted model, not a curated record. Bases 1114 to 1488 code for a protein of 124 amino acids. NCBI's taxonomy places the organism in Eukaryota, Metazoa, Arthropoda, Branchiopoda, Diplostraca, Daphniidae.
GUUCUCUAUUACCUUUGAUUGUUUAACGGUUUUUAUUCAAACAGGUAACAAAGUAACAAUUUUAUUGAUUCAGGAUAAAUUUAUACUGAUCCUGUUUAGUCCUACCUUCGUCUCUAUUGUUUUUUCCUCAUGUCGACUGUUCGAAAAUGUCGUGGUGUCAGGUAUAAUUACUUUGUUGACCCUUUUGUAUUCUCACGAAAAAUAUUAGCCAUGUGUUUCCUCAAUUAAUAGAAGACACGACAAGGUAAUUCUUAAUUUUUACUUCUUUGUUGGUGUUAUUUCCCGUUAUUUUAUCCUUCGUUUUACUUAUGAAAUGCUCACUCAAUCGACAACUUCAACCAAUUUCAAUUUGAGUAUUAUCUGAUAAUAGUUUAAACCUACAGUUGUUUCUUGACAUUUUGAUGCACAUUUAUAAGUAGAUAGAGGAAAAAACACCAAAAUGAACUUUAUGACAUUUUGUUCUCAAGUAUAAGUGAAUCUUUUACUGAUAUUUGUGCCGAUGAAGGUCAAUGUGAUUAGACGUGAUGUGGCAUGUUGGGAAGCCAAUCAAAUCUGACCCCGAAGCAAUUAUGUUACAUCAGACACACAUCAGACUUCACGAAUGUAUAACGACGAGGUGUAAACCUUCAAUUGAAAUGUACCAGGAUAUCCAGGUAGACACAAAGUAAAGCGAAAAAUAAUUGCGGGUCAUUUCCAGGCAAAUCACGAAAAGCGAAUUGACAGCCAUUUUUGUUGUUGUUCGACCUCAUUAUUGAAAAAAGUUUGACACUAAUCAAGUGAAUCUCCACAGCAGUCUGCUACUUGAAUUGUUGCUGGAAUUUUGUCGAUUGGUGCCAUCCAUCUUAUGUAGGUGCAUAUUUCCCAUUGCUGAGCAGCUCCCGUAUGUACGCAAUGAAACAAAAGUUGACAACUGGCGGUAUGCACUUGGAUUGUGCGGUUUUCAACUGUUGUGGGGUGAGUGGCCCCAAUAAUUUACCACGAUCCGCCAGGUAUAUACGUUACAUACCUGUGCGUGUCUUCCACGAUUAUUACCCGAGGACUGGCGGGGGGGUAUAUAAAGCCUGCAUAUCAUCAAGGUAGAAUCACUCACUGUCUUGUCUUGUAUCAUCAAACAUGAACACUUCUAUCCUGGUUUUGGUUUUUGUUGCCGUUGUGGUCGCCGUGAUGGCAGCCCCACCUGCCAAAUACGACGGCUACUUCCAGUAUGCCAACGUACCCGGAGAUUCUGAAUACGAAUUUGGUUUCAACCGCGGAAAUCCUUCCCACUACACUUCCCGUUACGAACAGUCAAAGGACAGCCGUUUCCGCACCAAGGUCAAGUGGGCUGACAACAACGAAGGUUACGGCGAGCAAUAUUGGGAAUACAACCACAGCAACAACUACGCUCCCGCUCCGGUUUACCCCGCUCCAGUUUACCCUGCUCCGGCUUAUCCCGCUCCGACUUAUCCAGUUCCUUCUUACGAGGGUGGUGCAGGUGCCGCCGCUUAAGACGUGAACUUGGAAAAGUUUAAAUGUUGUCAACUACAACUAUAAUUGGAGAUUGAAAUUAUUGUUGCCCAUCAUCCAAGUAAUUUUAUUAUAUUUAUGUCUUCACUUUGACUUGGUGGUGACGUCAUCUGCCGGUCAGGUGUGUCAUUUCCUCCUAUUUCCAGCAAUAAAACUCAUGUUAUAACUCAA